AUGAGGUCAGGGCCUCACAAAGGUCACAGAGGUCUGGGCCUCACAGAGGUCACAGAGGUCCGGGCCUCGCAGAGGUCAGGGCCUCACAGAGGUCACAGAGGUCAGGGCCUCACAGAGGUCACAGAGGUCCGGGCCUCACAGAGGUCACAGAGGUCAGGGCCUCACAGAGGUCAGAGAGGUCCGGGCCUCACAGAGGUCACAGAGGUCAGGGCCUCACAGAGGUCAGAGAGGUCCGGGCCUCACAGAGGUCACAGAGGUCAGGGCCUCACAGAGGUCAGAGAGGUCCGGGCCUCACAGAGGUCACAGAGGUCCGGGCCUCACAGAGGUCAGAGAGGUCCGGACCUCACAGAGGUCACAGAGGUCCGGGCCUCACAGAGGUCACAGAGGUCAGGGCCUCACAGAGGUCACAGAGGUCCGGGCCUCAAAGAGGUCACAGAGGUCAGGGCCUCACAAAGGUCACAGAGGUCAGGGCCUCACAGAGGUCACAGAGGUCCGGGCCUCACAGAGCUCACAGAGGUCCGGACCUCACAGAGGUCACAGAGGUCCGGGCCUCAGAGGUCACAGAGGUCCGGGCCUCACAGAGGUCACAGAGGUCCGGGCCUCACAGAGGUCACAGAGGUCCGGGCCUCACAGAGGUCAGAUCAGUGUAAUGUGCCAUAA
Molecule: messenger RNA, 660 nt
Organism: Knipowitschia caucasica
Lineage: Eukaryota; Metazoa; Chordata; Actinopteri; Gobiiformes; Gobiidae
Source: the annotation of a GenBank genome assembly